Molecule: messenger RNA, 1536 nt
Organism: Paramisgurnus dabryanus
Lineage: Eukaryota; Metazoa; Chordata; Actinopteri; Cypriniformes; Cobitidae
Molecular function (GO): DNA binding
Source: RefSeq, a predicted model, not a curated record
UCAACGUCUAGCAUUUCGAAAAUGGCGGCACGAAAGCGAAGUAUAGUCUGGUCAUUUUUCCAAGCAGAAGAUGACAGGAGAGUAUUAUGUCUUCUUUGUAUGAAGACGGUUUUGUAUUUUGGUCACACGACGAAUAUGCUUCGCCAUCUACGAACGAAACACCCCGCUGAUUUUUCCUCUUUGGACAAAAGGAAACCCGUGACAGAUGCAGCAUCCAAGCGGAAUGAUUGUGUGGAAGUUACAGUGUUGAUGGAUGAACAGCAGGUGGAGGUGGAGUCUGUGGGAGAAGAUGGGGAAAUGGAUGGUGCCAUCAGAGGGAUCCUCCGUGCUGCAGCAGGGGAGGGGGUACCUGUAGGAGAGGGACCUGAGGAUGAGGGGGAGGGACCUGCUGAUGAAGUGGUGGGGAAAGACGCACCUGAUGAUGAGACCGCGCCGCUUAUGCCCGGUACUCGAAAGUGGAGUUCGGUGUGGGUACAUUAUCGGAAGCUUGGGCAGGAGCCUAGAGCCAUGUGUUUACUCUGCAUGGAGAAGAUACAGCACCGGAGUAGUACGAGUAAUCUUAUCAGACAUCUACAGCAUAAGCAUCCCACUGAGUUCGCACAACUCGAAGAGAACCCGCAAAAACGGCCUUGCAAGCGUAAAUCUGAAAAUCCAAGCCAAUGUCCCUCCUCUCCUAUAACUGGGACCCCUAAUAGGUCUCAGAUUAUGUCGCCAGUGCGUACACAAAGCAGUACCAGCCUAGAAAAAUAUCCAGGUACUAAGUGGGCUGAGGGUGUGCGUAUUUUGGAGCGAGAACGGGAGCUGACGGAGGCUUUAAGGCGUGUCCAGCAGGAGGAGGGGCGGAGCAUACAGCUGCAGAGAGAGUUACUGCAGCAAUUCCGUGAAAUGGAUGCUGAAAGGAGGGCACUUCAAAAUCAGAAAUGUGAACAAGAGCAGGAGCAUGCAAGGCUGCGAAAGGAAAAGGAAGAGAUUCAGAAGGAGAAGAAUGAACUGCAAAAGGAAAAAGAACAGAUGCAGAAGGAGAGGGAGGAGUUUCAGAAGGGGAAGGAGGAGCUGGAGAAGCAGAAACAGGAACUGGACUCCUGGAAAAAUGCUCAGGGACAGGCACAGACCUCUGGAUUUUACAAUUGUUGAUAUACCUCAUGUAUGGAAACAAGAUUUCCUUUUUAUGGAAAGAGUUUUUCCUUACCCCUUUAUCUUUUAACAAAAUUAAUUUGGAUUGGGGAAAAUGGCGUUGUGGGACUAGAGAUGACGACAGGGAUGUUAUUAUAUUGUUAUAUUUUGUUUAGCUGAAUGAAAGUUAACAUUAAUCUUCUAGGAUUUCAGACAUGCUUAGCACAUACACAAACACAUGCAUGCAAAAUAUAAACUGCCCAAAGGGUAAAUUAUAGUUUAGAUUUAUCAUGACAAGGCUAUCUGCAUACUGUACAUAAUUGUUGAAAAGCAAGCUUUGAUGUUCCAAAGUGGACCAGUGUGUGAAUGUAAGUUGUUUUUGUACAUUUCUGCACUGGAAAUAAAAAGAAAACAUUCAGCAAA